Molecule: messenger RNA, 1445 nt
Organism: Hypoxylon fragiforme
Lineage: Eukaryota; Fungi; Ascomycota; Sordariomycetes; Xylariales; Hypoxylaceae
Exons: 1
Source: RefSeq, a predicted model, not a curated record
CCGCCGCGCGGGUCCUCGCGGUCGAGGGGCGCGGACAGCGCGAUGGGCAUGCGCGUCGCGUCGCCGAUCCAGGGGAUCGCCUCGCCCUCGAUCAGCCCCGCGAGCACGCGCAGGCGCUGCGGCGAGGCGUUCGGCGGGAUCGACGUCUGCACCGAGGUCGGGACGAGGUUCGCGAGGUCCUCGAACCCUAGUGUCGUUGGCGCUGCGGCCCCGGGCGGCACCAGGAGCCCGUACUCGGUUCGGAAGACGAUCGGCGCGGCCUGCGGCUCCGUGAUCAGGGCUGGGUAUGGUAGUACUGCCUCGGCAGCGGCGGGAGCGGGAGCGGGAGCAGCGGCAGCGGCAGCGGCGUUGUUGUUGGCAUUGUUGUUGUCGUUUUCGGGGGCUCCGCCGCCGAAUGUGAAGCCCAUGGCCAAGUGUGGGUCCAUGAAUACCCGGAGGGUGCCGCGUGGGGUGGUGAGGGCCUCCAUGAAGGGCUGGGCGGGGGGGAAAGGGGGCGCAAGCUCUUGCCAGCCGGGAAUUAUGGGGACGGUGAUGUGCUCGUUGGGCCAUCUGUGGUCUACCCAUUCAGCGUCGUGUGGCCACUCAUCACCAUCCACUGAGGAGGCAGGGCUGGAUGGUGGGUUCGAAGCUCCGGAGCUGCUGGAGUCGUCGCUCAUUGAUGAGUCGUCAGAGCUGAGCAUGUCGUCGGAGUCUGAAUGUUCAUUGGGGUUGUCGUUGUGCCAUUCCCCGGACAUCGGUGGUAGAGAGCUGAAGCCCUGGCCCCAAUUGUUGGACUCGUCGUCGGCCAUGGCUGUGCCUGCGUGUUCUUGCAUCUUUGAUAGAUAGGCUUGUCAAUAGGUAAGUAACCUACUUGGGUACUGGUUCAGGGAUGAAGAAGAAAGAUGUGUGUUCGUCGAUCUGUCGAACCUGUGUAAUUCUCGAAUUCGAUUCUCAAAGGUUCAAGAAGCUGGAAACUAGGUAGUGAAACAGAAGUAAUUGGUGUGAUGAAUAUGAGAGAAGGGAAACCCAGAGAAAGGAGGGACGACCUUCUUAAAUAGUUUCCCUAUCAUGAAGAAAUACGCUAUACUACCUAGGCAACGCAGGUAGUGAGAAGUCUAUGGCAAAGUAAACACACACAGGUUUGAUCUGUUGUUGUGGGAGGUGGCGUAAAGGUUCAAACUCAGUGUUGAAGACUUCCCAGGCUACUGCUACAAUACUACGCCUAGUAUCGAGUAGAUAGUCGUAUUUUCUUGCCUCUUUUCCUUUAUAGUGUCUAUAGUCUGGCAACAUACUUCAGUCAUCUUUUCUCCAAGGCUAAUCCACAGGCCUGUUGAAGUAUAGCAUUGCUACCAGCACGAAGCUUACCUCCUAGUUUGGGUCCUAAAGUAAAUAGGACGAGAGGGCAUGAGGUUAAAUGGCCAGAAAACAGCUUCACUUAACUAGUAAUUCUCGUGUUUAUUAUCCGG